This is a messenger RNA of Ostreobium quekettii, 3753 nucleotides long. The record is from the annotation of a GenBank genome assembly. NCBI's taxonomy places the organism in Eukaryota, Viridiplantae, Chlorophyta, Ulvophyceae, Bryopsidales, Ostreobiaceae.
AUGGACGAGGGCCUGACUGCGGAGCUGGCCGCGGUCGCCGCGAUUUAUGGCGAAUGCGCAGACGUGCCGUCGGGCGGGGCUGGCGGGAAUGUCGUGAGAGUGAGGCCCUGCCGGCGUGCGCCCCAGGUGGAGGUCGGCCUUCAGAUUUUGGAUGGCUACCCAUCUGUGGCGCCUGAGGUGUCCGUUGAAGGCCUGGCCCCCGACAUCGCGGUGCAGCUGGUGGAGCGCUUGAAAUCAUGCGCAGCCGAGCACAUAGGGGACCCCAUGAUUCACAUGCUGGCUCAAGAAGCGAAUUCUUUUGUUGUGGAAAGUUGCGUGGUUGCCUCGGGGGAAAUCGCAGCGGAUGGGAGUGAGCCUGUUGCCAGCACCAGCGGUGACGGCAGGGGAGAAGAUGCUGGGGGCCAGGAACCAUCAGAGCAGGGAAAAUUGGCGGACAGCGACACAGAAAUGGGGAGGCAACAGAAGGAGAAGCCGUCAAGAGCGAAGAGGAGAGGGAACGGAGAGCAUCCCGGGGCGUCCAAAAAGAACCCGAUGAGAGAAGCGAAGGACGUGAUACACAGGAUACAGUGGGACCCUAACUUGGAUGUGAGAGAUUUUGUUGUCGGAUAUUUAGACAGAUUUCUUGGCAUAGUUGAGAAGCCUUUUGCUCAGUUCACUUGGGAAGUGCUGCAUGCAGUUCGCCCUCAAAUCAUAUCCCUGCUGCCACAGAGCCUUGGCCUGACAUUUACUGGGGUGGGCACACUCGGGGACCGUCUCCUCUUUGUCGAUGUGCAAGACGAUGGUGCAGUCUCAGACCUGAGCAAACUGCUGAUGGAAGAGUUCGAGGCUGCAGGCGUCUCACUGGUGGGCAACCAUGACGAUCUCAAACCCCACAUGACGUUCAUGAGGCUGACGCGCCCCAUGUUUAAGGAGUUGGGGACAGACUUCAUCGACGGUGGCCUCCAUGACCACCUGAGGACGAUGUGCUUUGGCAUCCAGCACGUGGACGCUGUGCACCUGUGCUCAAUGAUGGAACCACUCCAGGCCAAUGGGUUCUACUUCAGGCUGGCCACUGUGGGGAAUAACCUCCUGGGGGCAUCUCCCAGGCUACAUGACAUUGUUCAACGCAUGUUGCGAGAGCUGUCAUCUGAAGGUCUCAUCUCAGAGGAUGAUGCAAAGCUGGUCAACUGCGAGCUGUCCAGCUCAGCAAACACUCCAGACUCUGCACUCGAGGCUAUCCGAUCGAUCAACAGCAAGCGGACUUGUCACAGACUUGCACUGAUCAUGAGGGGCGAGCCAGGCAGUGGCAAGUCCGCCCUCCUCAGCAGGCUGAACGACUGGCACAGACUGCACAUCUGCAGUGCAGACAGGUACUUUGAACAGCAUGGGGAGUACAAGUUCAAUGCCAAGGAGCUGGUGUGUGCCCGUGAGUAUUGCUUUGAGCGGUUCUUGGAUGGCAUUGAAAAUGGCAGGAAAUUCUUGGCAGUUGACAAUGCAAAUGCGCAGCUCUGGGAAUAUGCCAUCUACCGUCGUGUGGCAGAAUUGUGCGGGUACCAUGUGGAGGUUGUUGAGCUGUCCUGUCCCAACAGUGGGGUGCUCAAGCAGUUCGCUUCAAGAAAUGCCCAUGGUGUGUCUUACCCAAGGAUUCAGGCAAUGUAUGAGAGAUGGGAGGUGGACCCCACUGCCCGAAUGGUGCGGCCCUGGCUUGAAGACGAGCAUGAGGAGUACGAUCCGAGUGAGCAGUUGAUAUCUGUCUUCUCUGAAAUUCUAGCCGGUGAGUCAAGAGAGGGAGAGAUUAAGCCAGAGGUUGUGUACACUGCAGUGUUUCUGACAGCCAAGUCGGUCGCGGCACUGUUGCGGGCGAUCAAUCCAGCAUACGCCAAUGUUCACAGCGAUCAUGUCACCCUGGCAUACAGACCUGAGGAGGGCAGGGACAGCCAGGAGCCUGUGUUUGGUUCAGCCGCAGCCCUUCACAUCUUUGAUUUUGAUGGUACGCUUUUUGACACGCCUGGUCCCAUCGAAGGAAAGAAGGAGUACAAGGUAGCAACAGGGCGGCCAUGGCCACACACAGGGUGGUAUGGCCGAUCUGAGACCCUGAUGCCACCCCUGAAGGUGUAUCCUGGCCCGGCCCUGCACCAACUUCGCACGCACUGUGGCAGAUCUGGGAGCAUCACUGUUGUGUUGACUGGACGGCUGGAGCGAUCGAGAGAGGCGUUGGAGAAGAUCCUGGAGGCGCAUGGGGUGUGUGUUGACAGAGUCAUCCUCAAGGAUGUGGGGACGUCGGACAGCACAGAGGAUUUCAAGGUGCAAGUGGUCACAUCGAUUCUGGCAGACUGCCCCAAAGUGAAGCGCGUGAAGAUUUGGGAAGACCUGCCUGAGAACUUGGCAGCCUUCCACAAGGCAGCCCGUCGAUUCCCCAACAUCAGCUGGAAGAUAAUCGACUCGCUGUCUUUGCGCUACCCUGCCUUUGAACCAUUGGCCACACCUGCCAACCCCUCGCUGAUGUACCAAGUGCCAGGUGUAAGGGUGGGUGUCUCUGAAUACCUGUCAGCAGUGGGUGCAUUUCCCCAGAGGGAGCAGCAAGAUGCAGCCCGGACAGGCCUUCGAUUCAUCGCCAAGGUGUGGGCCUCCUCAAUCCAAUACCAAGGAAAUGCCAUGAAGCUGGCAGUCCCAUUUGGGUCAUAUAUGCUGGGAAGGGCUGGGGAUGUGGACCUGUGCCUCCUGGCCCCAGAGAAGCUGUCUGUCAAGGACUGCCUGAACCAGCUGCGAUACCAGCUUGAGAGGCGGGGCGUGAAGCGCACAUACAUUGGUGCCAGUAAGUGGUGCCCAAGGUUGCGUGUGUGCCUAGACUUUGCCACCAGCUCUCCUGUAGAAUUCGACAUCGUAUUCUGCAGGGUGGACAAUGACAUGCUCACCAGCGGGCUUGAGCCCGCACAUGGAGACAAGUUGCCAGGAGCUGUGGUGAGGGGAGACGCAGCAAGCAAGGCCGCUGCAGCCGGCCCAGCACUGCACAGCCAGAUCAUGAGGGCAAUUCCUGAUGAAAGGGCCCUGAAGCAGUUUGCUGUGGCCGUGGAGGUGUUUGCUCGAGUCCUGAAGGCCAGGAAGCUGAAGGGAAGCGCCUUCCAUGCUCCACGCACCUUCCAUUUGGUAAAGAUGCUGGCCAGGCACGUCACAGACACCCAUGCCAGCUUCGAUUCCUCUGAUGAAUUCUCUGCGAAGGCGAUUGAACUGGCAGCAAGCAUCAGCCAGCAGAACUGGGCCAAGGUCUUUGGUGACACUGUCCCCAUAAGCUACCUUGCAUCUCUCACAGUGGGCUUCUCUGUGGCUAGGUGCAUAGUGCAGGGCGGGGAGUACCCCAAGUGGGGGGCAGUGCACGAGCUGCUGAGCAGCGGGGAGGACUUCCCUCCGGAGGGCUACUGCGUGGUGGCUGUGCACUGCCGCUCCAGGGACUCGGCGUCACUGUGGCGACUGAGCAAUUUCAUCGAGGUCAGAGCAGGCAGCUACAUCCGCAUGCUGCUGGACAGUGGCAUAAUGGUGGUGCCUGGCACAACGACACGUUCUAAGGGCGAGUACCUGCUGGAAUUUGGGGUGCCAGAGAGGUCCAUCAUGGCUGCGCAGCACCAGUGCCAGCCGUUGGUGGACGAGGCCAGGUGCCACGAGGCCAGGUCAAACGCCUGGAUGGAGGUUAGGGUGCCCAAGAACAAAAACGCACGGUUGCAUCGACACAGCUCGUUCGGGGCCUCAGAAACGAAACGCUGCUUCAGCCCUUACUAG